AUAUUUAUCUGCAGUGCUGCGACUCCAUAAUAUUGUCAAAGGUUCUUCCCCCAUUUCUUGGAAGCAGCUAGCUUAGCUGACAUUUCUAGGGUUUGCAAAAUCCCAAUUCAAACCAUGACUUCUCUUCUAUCAUUCACACCAAGCCCAAUUCUCUCUCCCCCUCCAUUCUUGACCCGACCCGGUACCAACCCACUCCUCCACAACCCGACCCGGUUCGGUUCUUUAUCUCCCCACAGACCCUUUGUUCCCCGGACUCUCUGUGUAGUCAAUUUCGGGUCGGGUCAGUUACCAGACUCGGAAACAAUUAAGGGCCUGUUUGGCAAAGCUGAGAGCAUUCUUUAUACUAUUGCUGAUGCUGCUGUUUCAACUGAAAAUGUCACAAAUUCGAAAAAUAAUGAUUGGUUUUCUGGGAUCAGUAAUUAUAUGGAGACUGUUCUUAAGGUUUUGAAGAACGGGUUAUCUUCUGUACAUGCUCCUUAUGCAUAUGGGUUUGCGAUUAUUUUGUUGACUGUGCUUGUUAAAGCAGCUACCUUUCCUUUAACUAAGAAACAGGUGGAAUCUACCAUGGCAAUGCGAUCAUUGCAACCUCAAAUAAAGGCUAUUCAGCAGCGGUAUGCUGGUGAUCAGGAAAAAAUUCAGAUUGAAACUGCUCGGUUGUAUAAAUUAGCAGGGAUAAAUCCUCUAGCAGGAUGCCUUCCAACACUUGCCACGAUCCCUGUAUGGAUUGGGCUAUAUAGAGCUCUUUCUAAUGUUGCUGAUGAAGGACUCCUGACGGAGGGCUUCUUUUGGAUCCCAUCGCUUGCUGGCCCUACAACAGUUGCAGCUCGACAAAGUGGAAGCGGAAUCUCUUGGCUUUUUCCAUUUAUAGAUGGUCAUCCUCCUCUUGGAUGGUCAGAUACCUUCGCCUAUCUUGUCCUGCCUGUAUUGCUGGUUGUUUCUCAAUACAUAUCUGUUCAAAUUAUGCAGACAUCACAGAGUGAUGACCCAAACCUAAAGACUUCUCAAGCCAUAACAAAAUUUCUGCCUUUGAUGAUUGGUUAUUUUGCUCUUUCAGUGCCUUCUGGGCUAAGCCUUUAUUGGUUGACCAACAAUAUAUUAAGCACAGCUCAACAAGUAUGGCUCCAGAAACUGGGAGGUGCAAAAAACCCUGUAAUUCAAUCCCGCACUGAUAUACAAGAGCUGUCCAAGAGUCAGACAUCUGCAAUCGAAACAACCACAAUUAAUGUGGCACCUAAAAAAGAAAAAAAACAGACCCCGGAUGGACCCCGUCCUGGCGACAGAUUUAAGCAGUUGAAGGAGCAAGAGGCAAGGAGAAGAAAGCAAAAAGAAGAGGAAGAAAGAAAAGCUAAUGUAGUUGCAGAAAAUGAUGAUCUAGUAACCAAUGGGAAACUCAAGCCAGGAACUUAUUCAGUUGAGAAAGAAGAUACAAAAUCGGAACCCCUUAAUACUGAUGACCUGUCUUCCACUGAGAUAUCUUCUAUCAACGGAAAUAGCUCUCCUCAAGAGUUAAAGGAAUAUCAGGAUAUAUCAACUCGGAGGGUGGAAGAUGUAAGUUCCAGUAAGGGAAAGGAUGAUUAGCAUCUGUAUGAAAAUUUAGAAAAGGAAGAAGCUGUUACUACUUUAGGCACGGGAGAAAGUAUAGUCUCCGUUGAUGACAACAGAAGUCGGGAUAGAAGUUGAGUUGUUUUAAAUGUGACUUGGAAGUUGUGACCAGAUACAGUAACAAGAACAAGACAUCAGGUCAAUUACACAAUAUAAAGAGAAGGCAUGACAGAUGUUAUACUGGUGAUCUCUCAAGGAUCUACUGCCAUAGAUGAGAAAGAUUGUUACUUGUUUGUUUGCUUGCUUUGUCGGAGUCAACAUAGGGUGUAUAUUACUAAAAACAAAUAUAAUGAAAUAUAGGAAAAUUUUGAUGAUUGUUUC
This is a messenger RNA of Daucus carota subsp. sativus, 1923 nucleotides long. RefSeq names its product ALBINO3-like protein 1, chloroplastic. The coding region runs from base 115 to 1578 and encodes 487 amino acids. Lineage: Eukaryota; Viridiplantae; Streptophyta; Magnoliopsida; Apiales; Apiaceae. Gene Ontology annotation, biological process: thylakoid membrane organization; protein insertion into membrane; protein localization to chloroplast. The record is from RefSeq and is a predicted model, not a curated record. Gene Ontology annotation, cellular component: chloroplast thylakoid membrane. The transcript has 11 exons. Gene Ontology annotation, molecular function: membrane insertase activity.